UAUAUAACACGAACACAUGCGACCUGUGACGUUGGCGCCCGAAUUGCAUUUUUUAAAUUGAAAGUUUUCUUUUUAAUUGCCAAGGCACACUUUCAAAAUACUACUAUCUCUGGCACUUAUUUGCUAAAGUUUUUCACUUUACGCAAUUAUAUGGGGACCAUUUUUUCCCGGUAGGUCUGUUGCAGUAGGCAUACAUUACGGAAUUGCCUAAAUCAGCGACAAUAUAUAUUGAAGGGCAGUUACGCAAUGGUUAUAACAAGUCCAGUUUCGGACGUGGGCCAUUCAACAAACCGAAAUUCUUUACACUCGGACGACGACUUUCAGAUGCCGAGAAAGUCGCCACGAUUAACCAACGAAUAUAUUGGUGAAAAGGAUCUGAAUUUAGAAGGCCUGGAUGAUCAAACGUCAGGGAAUGGGAGACCUGACCGAAAGAUAACAAGGAAAACCCUCAGGCUUCAUAGCAAAGAUGACCAAACUGAGGGGUCCCCCAGACCAGGGGGAUCUAAGGAAGUUGUGCGCCGCAGCACCAGAAACACCCCAUCCCAACACGCCAAAGAGUAUGACCGCCUCAUCACUAACACGACUGAGGCAGACCUCCAGAAGACCGAAGGCAUUAAGGAGACGAACAGCUACUUGAAAGACUCCAAACAAGCAAUGAUUUCUUCUAAAGCCCAGCGACAGAAGACUACUGAUCCCGAAACUGUAAAAGCAGCCUCCGGUCAAGACUUUGAAGAGUACUCUGAAGAUAGCGGAGAGGAGGACGACGAUGAUAACAAGCGUUAUGAGCCCCGACAGAAAGAAGCUGUGGUUCGCUACCAGGCCCCCUUUGAUGAAUCAGGGAAGCAGCCGGCCAUGUUUUUCAAACAUCAGACAUCUUCCACUAGAGGGAGCUACCGCAUCAGUGCCUCGGUGCCCAGGAGCACCUACACCACCAGCCGGAGGAGUGGCAGGAUUGGGUCCAUAGACAGGAGAAAGUAUGGCUGGCACACUCUUGAAGCUAGCUCCUCUGAGGAAGACACAUCUGAUGAAGACAACAUGGAGCAUGAAGCCAAAAACAGGUGUCUGCCUGUGAAUUUGCGCAAAGACGACGUUUUGGGAAUCCAUAGGGACAGAAUGCAGAUCGGUACCAGCCUUGCAGAUGUCGACCCGAUGGCCAUUGACCAGUCAGUGUCCUUUGAAAGCAUUGGUGGUUUGACAAGCCACAUAUCAGCCCUGAAGGAGAUGGUAGUCUUCCCUUUACUCUACCCAGAGGUAUUUGAGAAGUUCAAGAUCCAGCCUCCAAGGGGCUGCCUGUUCUAUGGUCCUCCGGGGACAGGGAAGACCCUGGUAGCCCGAGCGCUGGCCAACGAGUGCAGCCAUGGGGACAGAAAGGUAGCGUUCUUCAUGAGGAAAGGCGCCGACUGCCUGAGCAAGUGGGUGGGCGAGUCUGAACGCCAGCUCCGGCUGCUCUUUGACCAGGCUUACCAGAUGCGGCCCGCCAUUAUCUUCUUUGACGAAAUCGACGGGCUAGCCCCGGUUCGCUCCAGCCGCCAAGACCAAAUACACAGCUCCAUCGUGUCCACCCUGCUGGCUCUGAUGGAUGGCCUGGACAACCGUGGGGAGGUGGUGGUGAUCGGAGCCACCAACCGACUGGACUCCAUCGACCCCGCUCUCAGGCGGCCUGGACGCUUCGACAGGGAGUUCCUCUUCGGCCUCCCAGAUCGUGAGUCCCGGAAAGACAUCCUAAAGAUCCACACCAGACAAUGGAGUCCUGCACCGUCUGAUCCUUUCUUGGAAGAGUUGGCUGAUAAAUGUGUCGGUUACUGUGGCGCUGACCUCAAGGCGGUGUGUGCCGAGGCAGCCCUGUGCGCGCUGCGGCGCCGCUACCCACAGAUCUACAGCACUUCCCAGAAGCUCUUGCUGGACGUGGGCUCUGUCAACAUCAGCAGCCGGGACUUUCUAGCCGCCAUGAGGAAAAUGGUGCCCGCCUCCCAGAGGUCCGUGUCAACCCCUGCCAAGGCCCUGACCCCCGUGGUCAAGCCUCUUCUAGGCUCUGCCCUCACCGCUGUCCUGGACACACUGCAGAAACUCUUCCCUCACUCUGAACAGGGCCUCAAGAGGAAGAGGGACGUAGAUGUGAUGGACAGCAUUCUGGAUGAUGACCUCUUGCACAGUGGGGAUGAGGGGCCCUCGUCCCGCAAUUCCAUCAACAAACAGAGCACCAAUAAUGGGAGCUUCCUACCGUUUGAAAGGAGCGCCACAAGACACCCCACCUCACACCGGCCCAGGCUACUGCUGGCGGGGCAUCCCGGUGCGGGUCAGAGCUCCCACCUGGCCCCCGCCGUGCUCCACGCCCUGGAGAAGUUCACCGUCUACACCCUGGAUCUGGCCGUGUUGUUUGGAGUCAGCUCCACCUCCCCCGAGGAGGCCUGCGCUCAGGUGUUCUGCGAGGCCAAGCGGACCUCCCCCAGCAUCCUGUAUGUCCCCCGCAUCCAGCAGUGGUGGGACACGGUGGGGACCCCCCUCAAAGCCACCUUCCUCAGCCUGCUGCAGGACAUCCCCUCCUUCUCCCCGGUCCUCCUGCUGGCCACCAGCGACGUGGCUCACGGUGACCUGGCCGACGAGAUCCGGACUCUGUUCCGGGUGCAGUACAGGGAGGUGCACUUCAUCCAAAUACCCACUCAGCAGGAGAGAAGGGAGUUCUUUGAAGAUCUCAUCCUUAACCAGGCUGCCGAGGCACCGGCCUGUAAAAAGAAAUCCCUGAUGCAUGCCAUGGAGGUGCUCCCCCUUGCCCCCCCUUCUCCCCCCAGGCAGAUGACUGAGACGGAGCUCCUCCGUCUGGAGGAGCAGGAGGAGGACACACUCCGGGAGCUGAGGCUGUUCCUACGCAGCGUCACAGAACGCCUCUCUCGGGACAGGCGCUUCAAGGCCUUCACCAAGCCCGUGGACCUCGAGGAGGUUCCAGACUAUAUUACGGUGAUCCAGCAUCCCAUGGACCUCUCCACCAUAUUGUCCAAAAUUGACCUCCACAAGUACGUGACUGCCAGGGAGUUUGUCUAUGACAUGGACCUGAUCUGGAAGAAUGCUCUAGAGUACAACCCAGACAGCGACCCCGCUGAUCGUCAGAUUCGUCACCGUGCCUGUGCCCUGAAGGACACAGUACACGCCAUCAUCCGUGAUGAACUGGACGAGGACUUUAACCGGAUCUGCGAGCGGAUUAGAGACUCGCGCGACAAGAGGGGGUGCAUGUCUGCAAAGUUUGCCCCCUCCUACUACCAGACCUUGGCCAGAGAGGAAGGAUUCCCCGAUCCCAAGAAGCUGGGCGGCAUUACCAGCAAAGAUGCCAGCACCACAUUCCCUGCCAACACCCCACGGCCUGCACCGCUGAGAAGAAACAGCCUAGAAAACAACGCUAAAGCAAAUGGAGCUCCAGCAUCAUAGAAAGAAACCCAGGUGUUCUUUUUCCAUUCAACUGGUGGAUCCCAAACCCUGGGGAGGGGGAGGAGGAUAAAGGAGAAGGGAAAUGACCUGUGGCGGGAACCACUAAGCCUCUUUAGGAUGUGGAGGAUAUAACAGAGCUGCCCACCACCAUACUCACCCCAAAGAGACUGGCAACAGCAAUCUCCAGACCCCACAAGAGGCUCAUGCCAACCAGGCCACAUAACAGUCCAAACGUGGGUCAAGGCCAUUCCGUGGUGGCGCUCAAUGGAGACCACCCUCUAGUGGCACGUGGCCCAGCCAAAGACAGCCCUUCAACAAGAUAUGUCACAAUUUCAACUCAUCACAACAUAUCGGUUAAAAGGAUACAUCCACAUCCAGGCUCGUUUAAAUAAU
Messenger RNA from Esox lucius (northern pike), 3813 nucleotides. RefSeq names its product ATPase family AAA domain-containing protein 2. Gene Ontology annotation, biological process: positive regulation of transcription by RNA polymerase II. The record is from RefSeq and is a predicted model, not a curated record. Gene Ontology annotation, cellular component: nucleus. The transcript is spliced from 26 exons. NCBI's taxonomy places the organism in Eukaryota, Metazoa, Chordata, Actinopteri, Esociformes, Esocidae. Gene Ontology annotation, molecular function: ATP binding; chromatin binding; histone binding. Bases 247 to 3420 code for a protein of 1057 amino acids.